Molecule: messenger RNA, 348 nt
Organism: Penicillium malachiteum
Lineage: Eukaryota; Fungi; Ascomycota; Eurotiomycetes; Eurotiales; Aspergillaceae
Product: LYR motif-containing protein
Exons: 3
Coding region: 1-348 (115 amino acids)
Biological process (GO): mitochondrial respiratory chain complex III assembly
Source: RefSeq, a predicted model, not a curated record
AUGGCUUCUCCGUCUGCUGCUGCCCUGAGCGCUUACCGCCAGGUCAUUCGCGCUACUCGUGUUGCUUUCCAAGCAGAUGAUGUACGGGUCAUGAUGGCUGCUCGUCAAGAAGCUCGUCGCGCCUUUGAUCAGAACCGCCGUGUUGCUGUGGACACUGGUAUGCAAAUCAACCACGCCAUUGAGGUUGCCAACAUCCUGCGCCACAACUUGGUCCAGGGCGCUCGAGAGGACGGUAAUGAAGCCGCGAAAUGGGAGCUCCGAAUCCACGAUGAGAUCGAACGCGGCGACAACGACUCCAUCAAGGUUGGUGGCAAGGAUGUUAAGAUCCACAAGGCUUGCUCAUCGUAA